Messenger RNA from Homarus americanus (American lobster), 1674 nucleotides. Its product is annotated as eukaryotic initiation factor 4A-III. Lineage: Eukaryota; Metazoa; Arthropoda; Malacostraca; Decapoda; Nephropidae. Gene Ontology annotation, molecular function: mRNA binding; RNA helicase activity; ATP binding. Gene Ontology annotation, cellular component: nucleolus; catalytic step 2 spliceosome. The coding region runs from base 20 to 1228 and encodes 402 amino acids. The record is from RefSeq and is a predicted model, not a curated record. The transcript has 8 exons.
GGCCAGAGUGACGGUGACCAUGGCGGAGGGUCGAGUACGGCGGGUCAUCCCUGAGGAUCUCUCUAAUGUAGAGUUUGAGACGAGUGAGGAGGUGCAGGUGGUACCUACCUUUGAUAACAUGGGUCUGAGAGAGGACCUACUCAGAGGAAUAUAUGCCUAUGGGUUCGAGAAACCAUCAGCAAUUCAACAGCGUGCCAUUCGUCCCAUCAUCAAAGGCCGUGAUGUUAUUGCCCAGGCCCAGUCUGGUACUGGUAAAACUGCCACCUUCUCCGUAUCCAUCCUCCAGAUUUUGGAUAUUAAUGUUAGGGAGACCCAAGUCCUCACACUGUCACCCACCAGGGAGCUGGCUGUGCAGAUUCAGAAAGUUGUACUGGCACUUGGAGAUUACAUGAGUGUACAGUGUCAUGCAUGUAUUGGAGGAACAAACCUUGGGGAAGAUAUUCGCAAGUUGGAUUAUGGACAGCAUGUAGUUUCAGGCACUCCAGGCAGAGUGUUUGACAUGAUCAGACGCCGCACACUCAGGACACGUUCAAUAAAGAUGUUGGUCUUGGAUGAAGCAGAUGAGAUGCUUAACAAAGGAUUCAAGGAACAGAUAUAUGACGUGUACCGCUACCUUCCUCCAGCCACCCAGGUGUGCCUCAUCUCUGCUACAUUACCACACGAGAUCUUGGAAAUGACAUCAAAGUUCAUGACAGACCCUAUUCGCAUUUUGGUGAAACGUGAUGAAUUGACACUGGAAGGAAUCAAGCAGUUCUUUGUUGCGGUAGAACGUGAAGAAUGGAAGUUUGAUACUCUGUGUGAUUUGUACGACACAUUAACCAUCACACAGGCUGUCAUCUUCUGUAACACGAAGCGCAAGGUGGACUGGCUGACAGAGAAGAUGAGGGAAGCUAACUUCACCGUCUCAUCAAUGCACGGUGAUAUGCCACAGAAAGAGCGUGAUGCUAUUAUGAAGGAAUUCCGUUCAGGCCAGUCCAGAGUCCUCAUUACAACAGAUAUUUGGGCUCGAGGCAUUGAUGUACAACAGGUUUCCUUGGUGAUUAAUUAUGAUCUCCCAAAUAACCGUGAGUUGUACAUCCAUCGUAUUGGUCGAUCGGGUCGGUUUGGUCGUAAAGGUGUGGCCAUCAAUUUCGUCAAGAAUGAUGAUAUCCGAAUUUUGCGAGACAUUGAACAGUACUAUUCCACACAAAUUGAUGAAAUGCCCAUGAAUGUUGCGGAUCUGAUAUAAGUAGACCUGGACAAGAGCGUGCUUGAAUGUAUGUUGGUAUUAUCUUUUAUAGUAACAUUUACAUUCAUCCAUUCAAGUAUUUGAUACCUGAAAAUCUAGUUUGUAAGUAAUACUAUUGAUACACUAAUAACAUGCUAGUAUUUGUUAGGUUUUUUACAAUAUGAGUCAGAUCACCAAGUGUCAUUCAUUUAUGACAUGUACUAGAAAGGCCUUUCUUUAUAUGUUAAUUUUAUAUAUACUGUACUACAGUUUGUAGAUAAAUUUUUACUUGACCAUGUGUGUGUGUAUUUGGAAAUUUUACUUACUUUUAAGUUCAUUUCACAUUGUAAAAUACGGUAAUUUAUUUCAGACUGGCAUUGCAUAUGUAACUACUCUGUUCUUUGCAUAUUUUCGUUAAUGAGAAUAAAUUUUAUAAUGAAAUCAGUAAAGUAAUGCACCAAUGUGUU